GACUUCCGCAGUGAUCGCAUCAUUUUCAAGGCGAUAAAGAAUAUCCGGUAUGAGCCAUUAAAGGGGGUUGGUGGUUAGGAUUGCGUCUAAUUUUUUUUUCUACUCUUUUUUCAUCGAUUUACGUAGAGAGAUGUAUGACGAACUGGUACGUAGAGUCGAAUAGGUAGGACACAGGGACGCGUGUUCUUGACGAAGACGAAGAAGACGGAUGCAAAGAGGAAGAUGAAGACGAAGACGAAGACGAAGACGAGGAAGAAGAAGAAGAAGAAGAAGAAGAAGAGGAAGAGGAAGAAGAAGAGGAAUAACAUAGAGCGUCAGGCUGUCGCGCCGGCGGCGUACGACGUCGACGCCGACGCCGCCGUCGGCGCGUAUAACGCCAGCGGGCAAAAGCGCGUUACCCCCAGUCGGUGGAGCGAGAGAGUCGCGACUAGCAGACGAGCGAGAGCUCGUGGUGACGGAUAAUAAAAAGAAAAAGAAAAGAGAGAGAGAGGGAGGGAGGGAGGGAGACAGACGUCGAGGACAGGCCAAUAUUAGCAAAUAUAGAAAAGAGAGAUAGAGAGCGAGAGGGAGAGAGACAGAGAGAGAGAGAGGGAAAGAGGAAUAGAGUACUUUUGGAUAGUUUAUCUAGUGUAAAGGACACGGAACUGAUUGGACAGUAGGCAAUACCGUAUACCAGAGGUACUCGAUGCGCCGGUGCACCACCACCACCACCACUAGUACCAGCACCACCACCGCCACCACCACCGCCAGCACAACCACCACCACUAUCAUCAGCAGCAGCAGCAAGCGAGCACGAUCAGCAUCGUAGCCACUGGCAGCACCGCCGUCGCGAGUCGCAGUCGCCACCGGCGCCACUACCGCCUCUACCACCGCCUCUAUAACCACCGCUCUUGGCAGUAGAGCCUCGCAGAGACGUCCACCUCGUGGUCGUCGGCACUUCCUAGCGGACGGUGCUGGUGUCCGGGUGGGUUCUAGGACGUGCGUUAGAUCGAAGCAAAGAGAGAGAGGGAGAGCGAGAGAGAGAGAGAGAGAGAGCGAGAGAGAGAGAGAGAGAGAGAAGGUUGACAGUAGAAUAGAAGAUUAAGAGAAAGAGGAAAAGUCGGUGGUGGAAAAGGGAAAAGAGAAAGAAGCGAUAGUAGGGGGUUGAGUCGAGCAGCGAGUCUUGCUCCCUUAGACGUCGCACACACGCGUACCGAUGCGCAUCGUCGUUCGUCGUGCUCGGCGCUAAGGUUUUGCGGCGCGCGCGAUAUUUCGUUUGGAGGGUUUCUUCCCUCUUCUCGGGAGUGCCGUCGACGGUUUUCUCGCGCGGGCUGCCGGCGAGGUAGGAGGUGGCGCGGAGGGCGAUCGCAGGGUCGUCGUCCUUGUCAUCCGCAGCGGCAGCAAGAGGAGGAGGAGGAGGAGGAGGAAGAGAAAGAGAAAGAGAGGAAGAGGAGGGUCCAUCGGUCGAAGUGACGGUGCAUGGUGAAGUGUCGCGAGCGGAGCGGUGUCGUCUCGUCGAGGAGUCGGAGGGGAGGAGGAGGAGGAGGUGGUGGAGGAGGAGGAGGAGGAGGUGGCGGAAGUAGGCGAGAGAGUAGUCGCAGGGGUAAGGAUAAGGGUGGUAUCGGGCCGAACCAAAGCCGCGAGUCGUCGUGGUGAUGCCUCGCAUCGGCGGGUCCUCCAGGUCGCAGGGUGUCGUCGCAGGUGCGCUCGAGUCGCGCUCGCCCUCACCGACGACGCGGAUACGCUGACGAGUGCAGCCCACGGUGGCACGGCAGUCGUCGUCGCUCCUGCAGGCCAUGUAUUACGGCCCGGUAAUCGACCCUACCGGCAGCAGCUGCAGUGCCAGCGACCACCACCGGCGGCAACGCGACCACCACCACCACUACCACUACGAUCACCAUCAACGGCAACAGCACCAACACCAACGUCAUCAUCGUCGUCAAUAUCAUCAUCAUCGUCAUCAUCGGCAUCGCCAUCGACUCCUUCCGAGUCCUGCCACAGAUUCGGACAGCACGGAGGACGAGCCGGCUUACGUCCUGUUACUUCGUUCGCCCAGAAGACCAGCUGCUGUCUCCUGCUGUCACGCAGCAAGGAGACCGGGCAGAAGACGACGCGACGGUGGACAUGCCGUCAGGAUAUUCCUCGUCGCCACCGCCGCUGCCUUCCUCGCCCUCGCCGUCUCACCGGUGUCCGGUACGUCGAACAAAAAAGAGGAAGAGACGGCGGUGGCCUCAUCGGUUGGAGUCACGGAGGAAAGCGGUGUCCUAGGCACGACAAGGUCCAAGCCAGGAAACGAUCCUGGAGGAGGUAUAGACUUAUUAGCAGCCCUGCAGCUGCACAAUACUACGCGGCAGGGUGUCACGCAGGUACCGGGACUGGUUAGACUGAAGGCAGCUUAUUAUCUUCAGGGCGAGGAGAGAGAGCUCCGACUCAGCGAGGCAAGUUUCAAACGAGCGGCUGCACUACUCCGGCGGGUUCCGGAAUUUACUAUAGCUGCUGCUCUACGCCAGGAGGAGGCCAAUUCCGGGACUAUCGUCGCCUUUUCACACGGGAACAAUAGAUAUUUGGAGCUGCAGAGCAGCGGACGCAAGGACGAACUUCGACUUCAUUACGUAUCACGCCGUGACGGGAGCGUCCACGUCGAGGCAUUUCCUUUUCGACUGGCCGAUGGCGCCUGGCAUAGGGUUGCCCUGAGUAUAAGCGGCUCGCAGGUCGAGCUACUCGUCGACUGUCACCCUCUUUACAGGCGACUACUUAGGCCAGGUCCACCGGACACUAAUUUCACUCUACCGCAGCUCCAACUUUGGAUUGGUCAGAGAAAUGCUAGGCACUUUCUCUUCAAGGGUGCUUUGCAGGACGUCAAGCUGGUACCUGGACCCCAUGGAUAUCUCUCGCAAUGUCCUCAGCUCGAUUCGUCCUGCCCAACCUGCGGACAAUUUUCUAUGCUCCAGAAUACCGUCGAGCAGCUGAUGCACAAUCUCAACGAGUUAACGCGUAGGCUAGCCGCUGCAGAAGGCAGAAUAAACAAGGUCGAAGAGUGCGAGUGCCAAAAAUCUUGCAGAGCGAAUGGUACCGUUCACGAGGACGGUGCAACCUGGGAAAAAGGUUGCCAACAAUGUUCUUGCGUUCAUGGUGAAAUCGAGUGUAGGCCUACACCCUGUGCUCCUGUCACCUGUAAAAAUCCAGUCAUUCCUCAGGAACAAUGCUGCCCGAUUUGUUUAAAACAAUGUUAUCUUCACGGUGUGAUCUACGAUCACGGCGUGAAAGUCUCACCGAAGCAGUGCGUCGAAUGCGACUGCUACGACGGUAGCUUCACCUGUCAAAGGUUCGACACAGAAACGAGAUGUCCACCACUGCCCUGUCCACCCAGCGAACAAAUCAGCGUUGCUGAGGAAUGUUGCAAGUACUGCCCAGGGGUGGACUACUGCGCGAAGGGCCACAAGUGUCAUGCUAACGCGUCCUGCCUGAAUCUCCAGACGACCUACGCCUGCCACUGCGAUAUCGGUUUCCAGGGGGAUGGUCAUAACUGUCACGACGUGGACGAGUGUAAGCAGCAAGGUGGAUCGGAAGGUCAUCACUGCAACGCCAAUACCAGAUGCGUCAACGUGAUCGGCUCUUAUACGUGCGAGUGUCUUCCUGGUUAUCACAGAGUCGACAAGUUCAAUUGCGCGGAGUUGGACGAGUGCGUUACGGGACAUCACACGUGCGACGAGCACGCGACGUGCGUUAACACUGCCGGCAGUUACUACUGCGUUUGCAAGGACGGUUAUGCCGGCGAUGGGCACACGUGUAAACCAAUUUGCAAUCAGACUUGCCAAAACGGUGGAGAAUGCGUGGCACCAGGUCGAUGUUCUUGCCGAAGGGGGUACAUCGGUAACAGCUGCGAACUCGACUUGGACGAAUGCGCCAGCGAUCUUCACAGAUGUCAUCGAUCAUCGAGUUGCUUCAAUAUGCCCGGUUGGUAUUAUUGUCGCUGUAAGCCCGGUUACAGAAGCGCCCUACACGACAGCACACAGGGUACUCAAUGUCUCGACAUCGACGAAUGCAACGACCAUACGAUCGAGAGGAGGCACACGUGUCAUCCCAGCGCAAAAUGCGUCAACACCGAGGGUGGUUACGCGUGUGCUUGUCCAAGGGAGGAUAACAACACGGAGGAAGAAUGUAGAUUGAGUUGUUGGUUCGAGGAUAGAGAAGUUGCGAACGGGGAUACAUUGGCACCAGCGGGGAACCCUUGCAGACGGUGCACGUGCAACGAUGGCGUGAUAACCUGCAGAGAACCGAUAUGCGAUUGUAGCCUUCCUGGAAGUCGGAAGGACAAAUGUUGUCCGCAGUGCGACCCAGCGGCAUCCUGCAGACAUCAGGAACUUCAUCAUUUGGUCUUUAGGAGCGGGGAGCGUUGGAUAUACCAAUGUCAGACUUGCGAGUGCCUGUACGGCGAGAUCGAUUGUUGGCAAAUGGAGUGUCCACCGGUGACCUGCUCGAAUCCGGUAACCGAGGACGGCGACUGUUGUCCUCGCUGUGAGGACGAUCCUUGUGCUCGCGAAGUAACCUUGAAUGGUACAUCUCUGUCGGUUCUUAGUCAUCCAAGGCCAUGCAGCUACGCGGGCAUAAUACACGACAGUGGGAGCUCAUGGCAGGACCCCCAUGACAAAUGCACCACGUGCGAGUGCAAGGUGCCGUACUGCGCCCAAUUGGUGAGCAAUAGCGCGUGUUGUGUGCAUCGGACGGGCAGCUAUGCUGUAGCUACGAUUACGGCUGCGCUGGCGAUCUGGGCGACGAGCAGCAGCAACGUGCUACAAUCGGUGCUCCUGAGUCUCUCGUACAGCCUCUAUCGGACGCUACGAGGUGGUCGUUGGUCGAGGGUACACAGGAAGCAGCUGUACCAGCGGUCACCAGGUCCUACCAUCAGGUCGAGUCGGUCUCAUCCUCGUACUCUUCCUCCUCCUAUUCUUCAUCGUCAUCGACAUCAGGAAGUUCAUCAGGGAAUUCAUCAGGCCCAGGUAGAAAGGUUUACCUCGGCAGUUCCAGACAGCAGUUCGUUCAGUUGCGAGACGAUCGUCGAGCCAGAGUCCUCGAUCAGCAGCAACAACAGUCAAAACAACAACAACAGCAACAACAACGGACAACAACGACGUCGUCUACGUCGACGACAAGGAGUCAACAGAGCUUCGGCGGAGAGACGACGUCGUCGACGGUGUCGGCAUCGCGAGGUACCACCAUGGCGUCGACGACGUCGCCGACGAAGAGCGUCUCUUCGUCGUCGGGAAUCGGUAGCAAGACCCGAAACAAUCUCGUCGACGGUGCUAGAACGACUCGUCAUCGAACAGCUUCGAUCUCCUCCUCCUCCUCCUCCUCCUCCACCUCCUCUUUAUCCUCAAGCUCGUACUCCAGCUCAUCCACAUCCUCAGUCUCUUCUUCCAGCAAUUCGGCAGCAACAGCAACAGCAACAGUGGCAGCAACAGCAACAGCAGCAUCCUCGCCCGUCACGUUGCUCCUCCCAUCCUCGUCAACGAUCGACGAUCUCUCGACGUUCGCCUCGAAAACGGCAACUUCGGCUAAGAAAACGUCCGAACCUAAUUCAUCUCCUGCUGCCACCGUUGCUACUACCGAUACUGGUGCUGCUAAGGUUACUACCGGUGACGUCUCUUCUCGCGAUCGUCGAUCCUCCUCGUUAUCGUCGGUUGGACGCCGUCGCAAGGACGACAAGGACGAGUCCUUUUCACGCGGUAGCGCCACUUGAACGAGCCGUGUCUCGAGGGAGCUAGAAAAGAGAGAUAUAUAAUCGUCGAGAUGUUCGGUAAGGCAUUCCACGGGACGUAAGGAUUUCUUUGAAGGGAGGGGAAGAUGGAGAUCGUGCCGAGGUUGCGUCAGCCUGAUCAACGACGACGAUCACGAUUAUACGUAGACGAGAGAGAGAGAGAGAGAGAGAGAGAGAAACGGAGAAAAAGAAAGAGAGAGAGAGAGACCGAAGAAAUCUACGAAAUGUCCCUAAAGGACGUCGAGCAAGUGGCCAGGAUAGAAACUCCAGGAGUCGAGAGGAGGCCUACGUGCUUCCCGAAUUCGCAGAUUCCUUUUCUUUUUUUUUUUCUAUUUUUUUCCUUCUUUUUUUUUAAAUGCAGGAUCGAUUCGAGUUCGCUGGCUUUCUCCCUCCUUCUCUAUUUCCUUCCACCCCCUCGACCUCGAAAUCGACAAGAACUGCUGCUUUCUAACGAUCGAACGCGUUACGUGGAUCGAGCAGAAGCUUUAGCCGAGCUUUCGAUGAGCUUUCUAUGAGCCUUCGAUACGCUUUCGGAAGACUCGCUUAUCAUCGAUCGAUCGUCCAAUCGCCGAUACGCGAGUCUCUGAUCGCAACGUGUAUAUGUACUUAUAUAUAUAUAUGUAUGUGUAUAUAUAUAUAUAUAUAUAUGUGUAUUUAUAUAUAAUGACGAUGAUCGUACGAGCGAGCUGUAUAAAAAAAAGUAAUACUUUCGUCUUAUGUAUUUCGGCGUAUUUCGAUCGAACAGGUAGCGCACAAUAUUUGGGCCUUAUAAAAGUAUAAAAUUCAAUGUUCCGCUGAACUACUAGCGAUUACGAAGAAGUUGAAAAAAGCAAAAUAAAUAACAAGUAUAUAUAUAUAUGUAUAUAUAUAUAUAUACAUAUAUAUAUAUAUAUACAUAUAUAUAUACAUAUAUAUAUAUACAUAUAUAUAUAUAUAUAUACAUGCAUACAUACUUACAUACGUACGUACAUACAUACAACAUACAUACAUAGAUACAUACAUACAUACAUACAUACACACAUACAUACAUACAUACAUACAUACAUAAACCAUGCAUACGUACGUACUUACGUACGUAUUUACGCGAUAAUUUUUCUCCUUUGAGAAAAUUCGAAAACGAGAAUAUAUAAGCGAUAUAUAUAUAACAUAUAUAUUCAUAUAUGUAUGUGAUAUAUUUGUGUAUCGUAAGAAAAUGAAUUCGCGAUAAAAAUAGAGAAAGUUUUAAAAAUACGACGAAACAAGGAACUCCGAUAUGAGCGUGUAUUACGAUUGCAUAUUUAUAGGCGCGCGAGAUAUAUCGUAUAUUGCAAAAAAGGAAAAAACUAUGUAUAUAUAUAUAUAUAAUAUAUUAUAUAUAUAUAUACAUAUAUAUGCGUAUGUAUAUGUGUAUAUUCGACCGUAUAAGAAAAAAAGCAAAUGAAAAACAAAGUAUCAAUCUUAUUCGAUAUUGAUAUGUAUAUCUCUAAUUAUUCUCGAUUGUUGCCAGAUCGAGGAUUUCAAGAUGGAAGGUAUAUACGGAGUAUAUAACUCUAUAUAUUUAUAUGUAUAUAAAUAUAUGUAUAUAUACAUACAUACGUAUAUAUAUAUAUAUAUACACACACACACAUAAAAAUGAUAGAGUAUAUACUCUAUUAUAUAAAUAACGAUGAUGAUUAUAUCAUAUCUCGCGACAAUAUAAGUAAGUACAUAAACUUACAAAUACGAAAUAGAAUGACAGAGGAGAAGGAGAAGGAGGAAGAAGAUGAAAAACAAAAUGAGAGAUACAGUAUUGAAUCUCGGUAAUCGUUAGCUAGCGAUUACUAUUAUUUCAUAGUUAUAAUACGCUUUCGAAAAUGAGGGAGAGAGAAAGAAAGAAAGAAAGAAAAAAUAAAUAAUAUCUAAUAAGAAGAUCGAAGCGAGGAGAAGUCAGAAAGAGAUGAAAAAGAAAGAGAUAAAAAGAAAGAUAAUUCAAGCAAAAAAAAAUGGAGAUCGAUGUCGUUAUUAUAUUCCAUUAAUCCAUGGAAUCUCGUUAACGCGACGAACAAUUAGUACAUGACCAUAAGUACAUAUGUAUAUGUAUAAUAACAAAUAUGGAAGCUUUUGCUCGGUCCACUCGGCUCGAAAAUGGCCGAACGGACGACACGGCGAAGCGAAAAGUCGAUCCUUCUUCUUUCCGUUUCUUUUUUCUUCUUUUUCCUUUUUUUCUUUUCUUUCUUCUUUUCUUUCUUUGUUCUCCUUUAUAUCUUCAUUUUCUCUCUUUCUCUCUCUCUCUCUCUUUUUCUUCUUUUAAAUUCUAAGUCGAUCAUAUAUUUCCCUUUGUUUCUCUUCAUUUCUUUUUUAUUUCUUUUUAUCUUCGUUCCUUCGCAAUUGCCUAAUCGUAUAUAUAUUUACAUACGUAUACGCUAUCAUGUAUGUUAGCCUAAUCUCAAGGCCUAAUAAUAAUACACGUGCGCGCUAACGAUGAUACAACGACGUUAAUGAAAACAAAAAGUAUAUAAAAAAUAGGAGGGAAAAGAAGGAAAAAGAAAAAGAAGAAGGAGAAGAUUAAAAACGAGAAUAAAGAGACAAGAAAAAAGAUAGGAAUAAAAUGGCCUAGAAAAUAGACGAUAGAAGAAGAAAGAAUAAAAAAGAAAGAAAGAAAGAAAGAAAGAAAUGGUCGAAAGGGUGGGGGUGGAUGAUUGGUUGAUUGGUUGGUUGGUUGGUUGGUUGGUUGGUUGGUUGGUUGGUUGGUUGGUUGGUUGGUUAAAACCCGUGUGAAAGAAAAAGAACAAGAAAAAAAACAAAAAAGAAAUCGAAUACGAAAGUUUUUCUAUGAGGUCGAACUCUCGUUCAACUUUUCUCUUCGCCGAUUGGAAAGGUCUUCUCUCCAUCCCCCCUCCCCUAACUCUACGCAACCACCCACCCUUCUCACUUCACCCUCCUCCCCUAUUCUGCCGUUGAAAGAGAGUUUAAAAUUAAUAAUUGUCAAUGUGUGACACACCGGACGAUGAACGUGCCGGCUCGUUCGAUGAUCGAUAUUCUGUUUUAUCUUCGCUCGACCCAACACGACCACUAAGACUACAUUCCUCCUUGACUAAACGAUAAGUAGGCACUAAUGAGAGAAACAUAUAUUAAAAGUAUAUAAAUUUAACGAAGAAUUAAGGGAAAAAAAACAAGAAAAAACGUAAAAAAAAAAACGUAAAAAAAAAACCAAG
Vespula vulgaris is the source of this 8910-nucleotide messenger RNA. RefSeq names its product protein kinase C-binding protein NELL1-like. Gene Ontology annotation, molecular function: protein binding; calcium ion binding. The coding region runs from base 1776 to 5744 and encodes 1322 amino acids. The transcript is spliced from 14 exons. Lineage: Eukaryota; Metazoa; Arthropoda; Insecta; Hymenoptera; Vespidae. The record is from RefSeq and is a predicted model, not a curated record.